GGCUGCGUGGCGGUAUCAUCCAUAGUAAACCCGGAAUUCCGAGGCUGUAGCUGUUCCGCCUUUCCCCUGUGCGCCGUGUCAGCGCUCAGCCCCCGUCACGUGAUUGGUCCCUCCGCUUCCGUAGUGCCUGCAGCGCCCGUUCCCGGUCCCCGUUAUCAGAGAAGUUACUGACACUUACUUUGCCAUGUCUACCUCCAGCACGGCCCUCACCUACAACCAGGACUACAGCUCCGUAGGGGGCGGAGGAGAAUCUGCAGAGCUGGCACAGGAGGCCACCACGGGUGGCAGCUCCACACCGGCCGGUUUUGGGCUCUUCAGCGUGGACCUGAAAAAAAAUGAAGACUUAAAACAGAUGUUGGAAAGCAGCAAAGAUUCAUCCAAACUGGAGGCGAUGAAAAGGAUCAUCGGGAUGAUUUCAAAUGGAAAAAAUGCCUCUGAGCUGUUUCCUGCUGUUGUUAAAAAUGUUGCCAGCAAAAAUCUUGAGAUAAAAAAGCUGGUGUAUGUUUACCUGGUACGGUAUGCGGAGGAACAGCAAGACUUGGCUCUCUUAUCUAUUGCCACUUUUCAGCGUGGUUUAAAAGAUCCCAACCAGCUGAUUCGUGCAAGUGCACUGAGAGUCCUAUCCAGUAUCCGUGUGCCAAUUAUUGUCCCAAUAAUGAUGCUGGCUAUAAAAGAGUCUGCGGCAGACUUGUCCCCAUAUGUACGGAAGACAGCAGCACAUGCCAUUCAGAAGCUUUAUAGACUUGAUCCAGAGCAGAAGGACAUGCUCAUUGAAGUAAUUGAGAAGCUACUUAAAGAUAAAAGCACACUUGUGGCGGGCAGCGUUGUGAUGGCAUUUGAAGAAGUCUGCCCAGACAGAAUUGAUUUGAUUCACAAAAACUAUCGUAAACUGUGUAAUCUGCUGGUGGACGUGGAAGAGUGGGGACAAGUGGUGAUAAUCCAUAUGCUGACUCGAUACGCACGCACACAGUUUGUUAGCCCAUGGAUAGAGGAUGAUAAUUCAGAGGCAAAUGCUUUCUAUGAAUCUGAUGAGGAAAAUGAAAAAGAUGAAAAACAGAAAAAGCCGUACACUAUGGACCCAGACCAUCGGCUUCUCCUAAGAAACACAAAACCAUUGCUCCAGAGCAGAAAUGCUGCGGUGGUUAUGGCUGUGGUUCAGCUGUAUUGGCACUUGGCACCAAAAACUGAGACUACUUUGGUUGCCAAAUCUUUGGUACGCCUUCUCCGCGGUCACAGGGAAGUUCAGUACAUUGUUCUUCAGAACAUAGCAACCAUGUCUAUACAGAGGAAGGGUCUGUUCGAACCAUAUUUAAAAAGUUUCUACAUUAGGUCAACUGACCCAACUAUGAUCAAAACACUAAAGCUUGAAAUAAUGACAAACUUGGCAAAUGAAGCAAAUGUCUCUACCCUACUACGUGAAUUCCAGACCUACGUGAAAAGCCAGGACAAACAGUUUGCCGCAGCCACAAUUCAGGCAAUCGGAAGAUGUGCAACCAAUAUAUCUGCCGUGACUGACACCUGUCUUAAUGGCCUUGUGUACCUAUUGUCAAACAGAGAUGAUGUUGUAGUUGCAGAAAGUGUUGUUGUCAUUAAGAAUCUCUUACAAACCCAGACAGCUCAUCAUGGGGAAAUUAUAAAACACAUGGCAAAACUCCUUGAUAAAAUUACUGUUCCAAUGGCGCGAGCCAGCAUUCUUUGGCUAAUUGGAGAAUAUUGUGAGCGAGUACCUAAAAUUGCACCUGACGUUCUGCGGAAGACGUCGAAAACCUUCACUAAUGAAGAUGACCUUGUCAAGUUGCAGAUAUUAAACCUUGCUGCUAAGCUUUACUUAACCAAUUCCAAACAGACUAAACUGCUCACGCAGUACAUAUUAAAUCUUGGCAAAUAUGAUCAGAAUUACGACAUCCGGGACCGCACGCGGUUUGUAAGGCAGCUUAUUGUUCCAAAUGAGAAGAGUGGAGCUUUGAGUAAAUAUGCCAAGAGGAUAUUUUUGGCCCAGAAGCCGGCUCCUGUGCUUGAAUCACCUUACAAAGAUCGAGACCGUUUUCAGCUGGGCACACUUUCUCAUACACUGAAUGCCAAGGCUUCUGGUUUCCUGGAGUUAUCUGACUGGCCAGAAGAAGCACCUGAUCAGUCUGUGCGAAAUGUGGAAGUCGUUGAAUCGGCAAAAAUAUGGGGGCCUUUGGAAGGAAAGCAGAAAAAAGAGAAACCAUCUUCAGGCAAGUUCUAUUCAGAAUCUGAGGAAGAGGAGGAAGCAUCUGCAGCAUCCAGUGAAAAUGAGUCUGACAGUGAGGAGGAAAGCGAUGAUCAGGAAGGCAGCUCUUCAAGUGAGGAAGAGGAUGAAUCUGAGGAUGAGAAAAGCAAGAAAGAAGAUAAAAGUAAUAGUGAGUCUGAAGAUAAUGAGAAUGUGGACUCUGUAGAAAGUGGAGGUUCCAGUUCUUCAUCUUCAAAUGAAAGUUCAAACUCUGGUUCAGGAUCUGAAGAGGAUAGCGACUCCGAGCCACAAAAGCCUAAAAAUAUUACCAGCAGCAAGAAAACAGAAAGUAAGGCCGUCAAACCAAAGGAACCAACUAAAAAAGCUAUUUCCCUUCUAGACCUCGAUGACUUUAAUGAAGUAUCAACUCCUGUUGCUGCUCCCAAACCUGCAAUGCUUUCUCCUAGUUUAAUAGCUGAUCUUCAAGGUUUAUCCCUCGCCACCUCAUCGCCACUAAUAAGUGUUUCAAUGCCAUCUUUUGUCCCUACUAAGACAUAUGAACUUCUCCAUCGGAUGAGUGGCAAAGGUCUCUCUGCUAACUACCACUUCCCUCGUCAGCCAUGUAUAUUUGGAGAUCAGAUGGUUUCAGUACAAGUUACAUUUAAUAACACCAGCGACAAGACAAUAGAAGAUAUUCACAUAGAAGGAAGAAAGACAGAUUUGAAGAUGCACAUAUUUAACCCAAUAGAUUCUCUGGAGCCAGAGGGAUCCAUUACUGUCUCAAUGGGUAUUGACUUUUGUGAUUCCACUCAGACUGCCAGCUUCCAGUUGUGCACUAAAGAGGACCAAUUUGCUGUUGGAAUUCAGCCGCCAGCAGGUGAACUUCUUCUACCAGUUACUAUGUCAGAAACAGACUAUAAGAAAGAGCAAGCAAAGCUGACGGGUAUGAAUGAGAGUUCAGCCACUAUCACAGUAUCUACACAGAACAGCACUCCGCAGACUGUAGCGCACAAGUUUCUAGCCACUGCCAAUCUUGGAGUAGUGCCCUCCGGCCAGAACAAUCUACACAGGUUUGCAGCGAAGACUGUGCACAGUGGGUCAUUGAUGCUAGUCACAGUGGAACUGAAGGAAGGCUCUACAGCACAGCUCAUCAUAAAUACUGAGAAAACUGUGAUUGGCUCCAUUCUGCUGCGGGAGCUGAAGCCCGUCCUGUCCCAGGGGUAGCCAGCUUACAUCUGGACUUCAGAAUCUGGCACAAAACAAGACUGCCUGGCAUCCACUACUGCUGCCUUUCAUUUAUAAUAAUAGUCCUUCCAUCUGGCAGGAGUGGGAAGAAUACACUCUGUGCAAUCUUGUCUACUGCUUCAGAAUGCUAGUAUCUAUCAUAUAUGCAAGUCCUUGUGAUGGGGAACGUGCUAACCAAAGAUCAUGUGCUUCUCUGUCACUUAUCAGUGCUGUUAAAACACAUUUCCCAUUUGUUACAUCUCCCAUUAUCUGUAAGGAUUUUAUGUGUCUGAAACCAUUAUAACUCUGAUUUUUACAUUGGUGCAGAUAAGAUAAUAUGGUACUAUAGUGGAUCCACUCAAUGUGAUAGUUUCAAAUCCAUUGUGUUUUCUAUAACUGAUCCGCUGUUGCCGGAGGUUUCAUGAAGUACAAUUUGUUCUUUCUUUUUCAGACUAUUGAAUAAAAGUAUUAACAAGCAACCCAGUUGACCAAUAUUAUGUGUGAUUAUAUGCGCAGGCCAUAUACAAAAUGUGUAUGUAUGAUCUGAAAUAAAACAUUUCAACUGCAUC
Molecule: messenger RNA, 3987 nt
Organism: Nanorana parkeri
Lineage: Eukaryota; Metazoa; Chordata; Amphibia; Anura; Dicroglossidae
Gene: AP3B1
Product: adaptor related protein complex 3 beta 1 subunit
Exons: 27
Coding region: 185-3418 (1077 amino acids)
Biological process (GO): vesicle-mediated transport; intracellular protein transport; anterograde synaptic vesicle transport
Cellular component (GO): membrane coat; AP-3 adaptor complex
Source: RefSeq, a predicted model, not a curated record